Nicotiana attenuata is the source of this 1471-nucleotide messenger RNA. RefSeq names its product probable receptor-like protein kinase At5g20050. The transcript has a single exon. Gene Ontology annotation, molecular function: ATP binding; protein kinase activity. The coding region runs from base 32 to 1372 and encodes 446 amino acids. The record is from RefSeq and is a predicted model, not a curated record. Lineage: Eukaryota; Viridiplantae; Streptophyta; Magnoliopsida; Solanales; Solanaceae. Gene Ontology annotation, biological process: protein phosphorylation.
UUAAACUUCAAAGCAGAAAAAUGAUCCAUUGAUGGAGGACAAGAAAGCUUACUCCAUAGCCAUUUCAUUGGUGAUUCUGUUGAUCAUAGGCGUCGUUAUUGCUGGGAUAACGCUUAAACUUACAGAGACUUUUUUCCUCAUAUGUGGAGCUGAUGUUGCAGCCAUUGUUGCUGUCUUUGCUUUUGUUAUAAUCCGAAGGAAGUUCAACAGCAGGAGGCAAUUACUAGAAAAGCAACUCGAUUCAGAUGGACGCGAGUUGAGGAUAGAGUAUAGUUUUCUUAGGAAAGUUGCAGGGGUUCCAACAAGAUUCAGAUUGAAAGAACUGGAAGAAGCAACCGAUAACUUUGGUUGGUUAGUAGGUCGUGGAUCAUCGGCUUGUGUUUUCAAGGGCAUACUCAGUGAUGGUGCAGCAGUAGCAGUUAAAAGGAUUGAAGGAGAGGAGGAGCGAGGCGAUAAGGAAUUUAAAUCAGAAGUUGCAGCCAUUGCUAGUGUCCAACAUGUUAACCUGGUACGUCUAUUAGGGUACUGUAGUGUUCCCCCCUCGGGGCCUCGUUUCUUGGUUUAUGAAUAUGUUGUUAAUGGAUCACUUGAUAAUUGGCUUUUCCCUCGAAGGAAAAUCCGAGAUCGUCCUAGUGGCUGUUUGUCAUGGGAUUUAAGAUGCAGAGUUGCCUUAGAUGUCGCUAAGGCACUUUCCUAUAUGCAUCAUGAUUGUAGGUCAUGUAUUUUACAUCUUGAUGUCAAGCCUGAGAAUGUUCUUCUUGAUGAGAAUCACCGUGCCAUUCUCUCGGAUUUCGGGCUAUCAAAGUUAAUGGGGAAAGACGAGAGUAGAGUUGUCACAACCAUUAGGGGAACUCGAGGCUACUUAGCCCCGGAGUGGCUUUUGGAGAACGGGAUUUCUGAAAAAAGUGAUGUUUAUAGUUAUGGAAUGGUACUUUUGGAAUUGAUUGGUGGGAGAAGAAAUAUUCGAGCUGUUGAUCAACAUCCGGACAAGUCAAAGGCGAAGAAAUUCAUCUACUUUCCCAAGAUUGUGAGUGAGAAAUUGGCACAAGAGAAAAUCAUGGAUGUUGUGGAUGAGAGGCUCGUUGAUGAGGUCGUUGCAGGAGGAGAAGUCGCGGAAAUACAAGUGAAAAGAUUGGCGUGUGUGGCGUUGUGGUGCAUCCAAGAAAGGCCUCGGCUUAGGCCAACCAUGGCACGAGUCGUAGAAAUGUUGGAAGGGCGUUUGCCCAUAGACGCGCCUGCACAGACGACAAUGCCAAUCGCUGACCUAUUAGCAAACGACGAAGAUCUUGAUCAUCAUCCCCGGCAGCCUGCUGCUAACCUUUCUUCUGAUUCCACUUACUCUUUUACAAUGUCUGUUCUCUCAGGAAGGUAGUACACAGGCUACAUCUUGGAUUGUAUCUGCUUCCUUCAUUCUGCUUUUGUUUACACCAAAUUAUAAAAAUACACAGGGAUGUUGUUGUUGUUGAUUGCU